This is a messenger RNA of Aethalodelphis obliquidens (Pacific white-sided dolphin), 2714 nucleotides long. RefSeq names its product LIM zinc finger domain containing 2 (gene LIMS2). Gene Ontology annotation, biological process: positive regulation of substrate adhesion-dependent cell spreading; cell-cell junction organization; cell-cell adhesion. Gene Ontology annotation, cellular component: focal adhesion; cell-cell junction; cytoplasm. The transcript is spliced from 10 exons. Bases 941 to 2014 code for a protein of 357 amino acids. NCBI's taxonomy places the organism in Eukaryota, Metazoa, Chordata, Mammalia, Artiodactyla, Delphinidae. The record is from RefSeq and is a predicted model, not a curated record.
GGUCGGAGCCCGACCGCAGAGAGGCGUCUCGGGGCUGGGGCUGGGCUCGCGUCACUGCCCUGCUCUGCCUCCGCCUCUGCUGGGCCUGAGCUCCCCGCCCGCCCCGCCAGGCCCUGCCCUUACCUCUGUCGGCGGGUCUGGGGCGGCAGGUGGGCUGCAGCCUGUGGGUGGGUGGUGGGCUCCGCGCAGCUGUGGUGGAGGCCGGCUGGCUAUUUAAGGAGGGGAGGCGAGGCUGCAGCCCCUCGGGCCCUGAAAGGCCGCUUCAUUCCUGAGGGGUCCCCUGUGUGGUGGGCCACUCCUCUGGCUGCCUCUGCUGCCGCUGGGCCGUGAAUAUUCCAGUGUGUCCCAGCCGUCCCCCCACCCCCCGCCCCCAGCUGGGCCACCGAGCGGCACAGAGGCCGAGUGUGCGACUGUCUUCGAAGCCGCAGAGUGGGCGCCGGCCGGGUGGGAGGCCUGGCUGGGACCGACAGACACAACAGGACGUUUCAGAUCAGAGUCAUUUCCUGGGAGGCGGGGAGGGGGCCAGGGAGGGGCUGGCCGCCAUGGCAACGGGCCUGGGCGCCCAAGCCCGCACUGGCCAUCGGCAGAGGGGGUCUCGUGAAUGGGGAGGGUGGGAGGCCAAGGAGUCUCGUUCGGUCCGAUGAGAGGGGACUCUUUCAGGACGCUUGCUUAGGGUCCUUGUGUCCUGCCCCGUAUAAUGGGGCCCCGUUUGGGUGUGCGGAAUAAAUCGCGGCCUUUAUCUCGAGCGGGGCGCAGCUGCAGGCUGCCUCAUAAUGGGGCGCUGUCUGUGCCUGUGGGGACCCGGAGGCCUGGCCCUCGCCUGUGUGGGCUCCUCCUCUGGACGGGAAGCCUGGGAAGAGGGUCGCUGCGGCCCGCCGCCCACCUGCCCCACAGCUCCUCCUGGGGGUCUGGGAAAACUUUUCAGUUACAACGUUGAAAGAUGUACACAGCCAUCCCUGGGAAGUACCUGCCACAAGUACCGUCUGAAAUUCUUUCGCACAAACCCGUGCACUUGGGAUCACUGCCCAUUUUACAGACGGGGAAACUGGGACUCAGAGAGCUCACUGGUAAAAUUCUUAGGUUCCAUCUUCAUUCUACCUGGGAAAAACUUCUGCAGGUUGCCUUUAGAUCUGGCGCUGGGAUCAGGCACCUGUGCCGACCCUGCCACAACCGUGAGAAGGCCAAGGGCCUGGGCAAGUACGUCUGUCAGCGCUGCCACCUGGUCAUCGACGAGCAGCCCCUCAUGUUCAGGAACGACGCCUACCACCCAGACCACUUCAGCUGCACCCACUGCGGGAAGGAGCUGACUGCAGAGGCCCGCGAGCUGAAGGGCGAGCUCUACUGCCUGCCCUGCCAUGACAAGAUGGGCGUCCCCAUUUGUGGGGCCUGCCGCCGGCCCAUCGAGGGCCGUGUGGUCAACGCGCUGGGCAAGCAGUGGCACGUGGAGGUCUGUCCACGGGACUCAGCAGACUUGAGCCCACAGGCCAUGGAUGGGCAGGCACACCGCCUCCCUCCCUCCCCAUCCUGGCCUUCUAGAGGAUUCCAAAGUCAUGAGAACAGCUUGGGGACACUGGCCCGGGGUGCCCUGUGGGAUUGCGGUUGGCGGAAGUGGCUGCGUGUCCGGCCCACCUGCAGGCGAGGUGCUCAGCACUUUGUCUGCGCCAAGUGUGAGAAGCCGUUCCUGGGGCACCGGCACUAUGAGAAGAAGGGCCUGGCCUACUGUGAGACCCACUACAACCAGCUCUUUGGGGACGUCUGCUACACCUGCAGCCACGUGAUCGAGGGCGAUGUGGUGUCGGCCCUCAACAAGGCCUGGUGUGUGCACUGCUUCUCCUGUUCUACCUGCAACAGCCGGCUCACCCUGAAGAACAAGUUUGUGGAGUUCGACAUGAAGCCCGUGUGUAAGAGGUGCUACGAGAAGUUCCCGCUGGAGCUGAAGAAGCGGCUGAAGAAGCUGUCGGAGCUGGCAGCCCGCAGGGCGCAGCCCAAGUCCGCGGGCCUCCAGCCCGCCUGAGAGGCCCUCCCGCCGCCCGCCAUCGUCCUCCUGCUCCCCCCGGCUUCGCCGCCCGCCCCCGCUGCCCGAACCUGCGGCUUCUCCCUGCCCGCCUCUCCGCUCAGCAUCCCCCCCCCCACCGAGGCGUCCCAUCCUUCCCCUCCCUCCUUCCACGAGGCCAGAGGCCACGGGGCAGGGGCCUGGGCGUGGCAAGCCUGUGACACAUCCUCGUCCACAGCUUCGGCCCGAGGUCUUCCAGGGACAGAAGCAAGUAGGGCCAGGGUCACCUGGGCCGGCCUGUCCUGACCUGUCCCAUCCCCGCAGGAGGCCUCGUGGCUCGCAUUCUGUGGCAGCUUGGCCAGCCUCUGCCCCCCGUGGCACAGGUGCAGCCCACGGCCAGGCGGCCGCCCGGACCCCAGGGCCAUGUGGGUGGGCGCCCCCGGGGAGCCACCCUGCAGUCCCCCGACCACGCACGCGCUCAGCCAAGCAGGAGCCUCGUGCCCAGGCCAGGCCGGCGAGUCCCGCUUCUUCAGCCCACGCAGCAGCGGGAGGGCCCCCGCUCGCCCCGCCGCCAGGGCACCCGCUGACUCCCCGGUGCAGCCUGGGGCCAGGAGGUGGUGGGCUCUGGUGGGCGGCUCAUUCCUGCCCUCCGGGGAGGACAGCGUGGGACCCUGGGGUUGGGACUCACACUUGCACAACGAAUGAAGGCUUUUCUACACGA